AUGGCGGGAGGCCGACCUAUGGCUGUGGCGGAGACGAGAUGGAGAUAUGCCGCCGCCGGAGAGGAUGUCACGUCUGUGUCGCCUCGUUACUGUGUAUGUGUGUCGGUGCUAACUUUCAUGAUCGGAGUUGGUGAGCAAAAUACCUUUGAGGCUGAGACCGGAGGCCGGCGGAGGAGGCUGGAGGCGGAGGCCAGACGCGGUGAGGCUGGAGGCGUCCUUGAAGGCCGACGCCAGAGACCGAGGCCGGAGGCGGACGCAGAGGCGUGGGCAGAGGUCGGAGAACCGGAGGGGAGAGACGUGAGGAGGCUGAAAGGCGAGCGACAAGACGAGGCUACGUGCAAAAGAGACGAUUUGAGUCCUUCGGGAUGUUCGAGGACUUCGAGUUCAAGUUCACUACGACCGCCUCGUGCAUCAUCGAAUGAUCCAAACCUGAAUUGGGCAAUGAGAAUGCCACUUUCGAGAAAGAGCACAUGGAAACAUAUACUGCGUAUAGAGAUGAAAAAGGAGAACCAGAUGAAAAGGAAGAUGGGGUUCCGAGAAAAAAGACUAAAAGAAGGGCCAAGGCAUGGAAACACUUUUUGA
Messenger RNA from Striga asiatica, 582 nucleotides. The record is from the annotation of a GenBank genome assembly. NCBI's taxonomy places the organism in Eukaryota, Viridiplantae, Streptophyta, Magnoliopsida, Lamiales, Orobanchaceae.